Messenger RNA from Parasteatoda tepidariorum (common house spider), 1115 nucleotides. Its product is annotated as sn-1-specific diacylglycerol lipase ABHD11. The record is from RefSeq and is a predicted model, not a curated record. Gene Ontology annotation, molecular function: carboxylic ester hydrolase activity. Gene Ontology annotation, biological process: lipid metabolic process. Lineage: Eukaryota; Metazoa; Arthropoda; Arachnida; Araneae; Theridiidae.
UCGAAUAAACACGAAACUGUAACUGUCACGAAUAUACGUCAAUGCGUUUAGUCUUACGCUAGUAUAAAAGAUGGUUUAAACUCUGCGGAAAUUGCGAUUUAUGUUAUCUCUUUCUUAGAAGAUAAGAACGAAAUCAUUUCUUGGAACAAUGGCUAGAUAUCAACCAGUCAAACUCGCCCAUCGUGUGUUUGAAGCUAUCGGUGGAUGCGAUAAGAAAAAACCACCUGUCAUUUUUAUGCAUGCUAUGUUGUGCUCUAAGGAAGUGUGGGAAACUAUACCUCAGCGAGUGGCAGAAUUGACUAAGAGAAAGGUCUUUACUUACGACGCCAGAAACCAUGGUGAGAGUGAGUAUACGAAGGAUUCUAGUUUCCAUAACAAUCUUCAGGACCUCUACACUUUCAUGGAUCGUAUGGACAUCAAAGAUUCUGUUUUGGUCGGCCACAGUUUUGGAGGAUUGACUGCCAUCAGUGCUGCAUUGCAGGAACCAAAGAAAGUUGAGAAAGCAUUUAUUGUGGACAUGUAUGUGAAGAAAAUCCAGCAAGAAUUGGUGGAUCGGUCCUUUAGAUUCAUGAACAUUUGGACAGAGGUGGUCAGAAGUCUUCCCAAAGACACCCCCGAAGUCGAUAUCACUAGAAUAAGUGUACCUCUUCUGUACGAAAAAUUACCUGAAGAAAUGAAACUCCAAUCCGAAAAGGAAGCUUACCUGAUGUCAAAGUUCUUGUACAAAAGAAGACCAGAUGGAGGAUAUGAUAUGCGGUUCAACACUGAAGCUCUUGCUGAUGCUCUCAAACAGUACCGGGAUUCUCCCAUUGUUCACAGUGGACUAUAUGAUGGCCCAGCUUACUUCAUUCAUGGGUCCAAAUCACCAUUCAAUGUAGGUUCCGAGGAGGCAGACAUCAAGAAAUACUUUCCAAAGGCUGAGAUGAUAGAAUUCAAAGGUGCUUCACAUCAUCUUUUUGUGGAUUUUCCUGACAAAUUCGUGGAAACACUUGUUAAAAGAAUAGAAUAAGGAUGCAAAUGUGACUCAGUGAACUGUUUAAGAUAUCCGGAGCAAAGCUUUAAGUAUUUUUUAGUCUAAAUGUUCGAACUAAAGUUAAUAAAAUUUUCCUGUUCCA